Ixodes scapularis (black-legged tick) is the source of this 2331-nucleotide messenger RNA. RefSeq lists its product as uncharacterized. The record is from RefSeq and is a predicted model, not a curated record. NCBI's taxonomy places the organism in Eukaryota, Metazoa, Arthropoda, Arachnida, Ixodida, Ixodidae. The transcript is spliced from 9 exons. The annotation marks the transcript as partial.
CAACGAUGGUGUUUCGUGCCAGGGUGCGAUGGAGGCUACAAAGGGUGUGCAGAUAAGGUAUCCCUUUUUCGUGCGCCGAGCAAUCGUGAGAUGUUCGAGAAGUGGGCACGUGCAAUCCCCAGGGCGGACAAGCCACUCGAAGAAAACUCCGCUGUAUGCGAAAAGCAUUUUGACGAGAGAUUCGUUGUGCGUGCCUUUAAGCACCAAGUAAACGGCCAAGAGGUAUUGAUACCACGUGACAUCCCUACCCUGACGGAAGAUGCAUUUCCGACUGUUUUCCCUAACCUUCCGAAGUACAUCAGCAAGACUCUCCCGAAAGCAAGGAAAAGGCGGAUCACUACAUCACUCCACGCUGUGCCAGCAAAGGCAAACUGCAGUUCACAAAAUGAAGUCUCCCCUAGUGGAUCUGGAGAACUGGAUGGGACUCAAGAACACCAUCAUGAAGAACUCAACGGUUCUGAAGUACCGGCUAAGACCCAUCAAUGUCCUCACCGUGAAACACUUGCAGUGCCUGCAAGGGGAGAUUUCGCUCAUCAUUUGCGCUGCCCAUCACAUCACUGGUACAAGCAGACACUUGAAAGUGGCAGCGUGGUGUCAUACCAAACUACCGUGUUUGACAAAACGAAAACACCGCCUGUCGAGUUAAGCAAGAUUGUUGUCUUCGAGCACGAGUCAACAAGGCCAUCUGCGAGGUGCAGCAUUUUCUUCUCUGGGCUGCUUCACAAGGUAAAGAAUGUUGAAUCAGAAGAAGAAGCUCAGGAAGCGCUUAACUACACAGAAGACACUUCGCUGUGUGUUGGCAUUGGGGGAACCACCGAGUUCCAGCUAUUGGACCAGAAGUUCAAAGGCAUCGCAUCACGACAGCAGUUGUUCUCGAAACACUGUGACGGAUCAGCACCCACAGGCACAGGUGGAUCACGUUGUUUGUCAUGCAAAUACAGCAGGAACCUUCUAAUGACACGCUUGCGGCGUAUGAAAAAGCAGCCCGCACAUCCAGUCAGCGUUUCGAAACAAAGACUCAGACAGGCUGUGCGAAGGCUAAGACGGAGGACCAAGAAAGUUCUUUCGUUACUUGACCGUCUCAAACUACUUCAGGAAAAGAAUGUCUCCAUCACUGAAGGGGCUCUUGAGGCACAGAUCAAAAAGCUUCCACAGAAACAGCAGUUCGCAGUGCGGGCCUGCUUUGAAGCAUCGCAGCGUAGAUCCCUGCGUGGGUACCGCUACAGCAAACAGUGGCUCUUGGAAUGCAUCAUCCUACGAAUGAAAAGUGCCCGUCUCUACGAGCAUUUAAGGCGUCAUAAGAUCCUGGUGCUCCCAAGCCGUGUCUGCCUCUUCAAGUACAUCAAGAAAUUCAAGGCAUCGUAUGGCUUCAGCCAACAGCUGUUGAAUUCAGUGAAGAUCAAGCUGCAAGGAAUGGAUGACAUGAAGCGACAUGGAGGCCUUGUCAUAGAUGAAAUUAAACUUUCGUCACACCUGGACAUGACUGCCUCUACACGUAUUGAAGGCUUUGUCGACCUCGGACAGUUUUCUCAGGAAGUGGACAAGCAUGUUAGGGCGGACCAUGGUCUUGUGGUGAUGUUUCAACCAUUUAUUGGCAAAUGGACUCAAAUAAUUGGUGUCUUUGCUUCUGCCAGCAAUGUUAAGUCAAAGCUUCUGACAAAGAUUGUGGUUGAAGCAACACUGCUUUGUGAACAAGUUGGACUGUAUGUGGAUUACAUCUGCUCAGAUGGAGCAUCCUGGAACCGUGCCAUGUGGCACGACCUUGGCGUUCAUGGGUCAUUGAAGUCCGUGGAAUGCAAAGUUCUUCACCCGUAUGACGAGCAAAGAUUUUUGUACUUUAUGUCUGAUUUCCCCCACCUCAUGAAGUGUGUCCGUAACUUAAUGAUGAAACAUGGGUUCAACACGCAUGAAGGACGGGCUCACUGGGAACACGUUUCAUCGACAUGGAAGUGUGACAACAGUGUCACCUUCAAAGUGGCUCAUAAAUUGACUCGAGCUCACAUCUUUCCUGACGGCUUUCAGAAGAUGAGAGUUGACUUGGCUUUCCAGGUUUUUAGUCCGCUUGUUGUGCGAGCCAUGUCCUUCUAUGAAGAUAAGAUAGAAGCCCAAUACCCUAACCUUAGGCCGACCAAGGUUUUCAUCACUCUGAUGGCCGACCUCAUUGAGGUCAUGACAUCAAGACCUGGCAGCAAAAAGGCGGCGGUGCUGGACAGAGUGCUGCAGUUUCUUGGCGCAUGGGAAGUGCACGCCGGAAGACUGGGUUUUCUCAGCACGAGCACGGCAGAAGGUCUCCGUGUGAGCCUGCAUGCCACGAAAGACCUCCUUAAGUAA